UUAAAGUCUCUCAUUUUCAUUCAUGUAUUUGGAGGUUUCACAAAAGCUGUCCCAGUUUGCAUUAUUGGUAGUUCAUGUGAUCAGUGCAACAUAACAAUUGUUGGCCAAAAAUGCCACAAAAAUCAACAAUAUGAACAUUUGUACUGCAAUGCAACCAACAAUAAAAUCAGUGCUUAUGCAAAUUCAUAUUUGAUCUGUGAUGUACGAACAGAAGAAUUCAUGGUCAAGUUUUGUGCGCUUCACGAAAAUUUCGUUAAUGGGAGUUGUAAAAUUAUGCAUCGACGCACUAAACGAGAUGUCACGUUCAAUGCUGGGUCAGGACAUGCUGGCGAUCGUUGCUCAUUUGAUCGAGAUUGCUUCAAUGGUAUGUUUUGUGCGAAUAAAAUUUGCACGUGCUUGGACAAUUAUGUCGCUAUUCAUGGAUUCUGCUAUCUAAAGAAAAAUAUCGGUGAAAGCGGUUGUCAGUACUCGGAGCAGUGUAGUGCUGUUUGGCCUGAAGCACGGUGUGAAAAUAAUAUAUGUGAGUGUCCACGUGAUAUUAACGGGAUCCCAUACGUACAAGCACGCACACGGGACGGUUUAGUGUGUAUAUUAAAAUCGGGUGAGAAAGGAGAUCCAGUACCCAAAUGUCCUCUACCGGAGUAUGAUGAAGAUUUGUUGGCUAUGCCUGUAUCUCAACUGCGAAACCCGGCUGUGAUGGACACGAAUGACUCAGAUAUUAUACCUGGCCAACAUAUCAAUUCAUUGCAAUUUUGUUCCACCACUUCAACAGAUUACCAUACUUUCGUGGCAAAUGGCGGUGGUGCGUGCACGUACGCUAGAGAGCCGUUUACAGCUGAAAAUGGAAUUAAUGUAGCAGAUAUCUAUGAUUGCAUAGGAGUUCCCUUAAAUGACAUGAAAUCAUCCUUGAAAGGGAUGUACAACAUUCAUUUUAAAGCAGAUGGGAUAUGUUGCCCCAAUCGAGCUUUCACUUGCAUACAACCAAAACGUGAAGUAGAUUCGAGUAAACCGACAUCAGAUGAUGCACGACCUCGUUGGUGGUUCAAUUCGAUUACGGAAACGUGCGAAGAAUUUUUGUGGGAUCCAUGGGACGAAAGUGAAGUACAGUCACCAAAUAAUUUUAAGACGCGUGAACAUUGCGAGUCAUAUUGCAAAAAUACUUGCAAACGUGGCUCUCCACAAUAUUCUACUGAAGAUAUAGCUAAAAACGAUGGUGACUUGAUCACAGAUUGCCGAACAGUCAAUCAGUGUUCAGAUGAUUUUGACUGUAUUUCAUUGGGGUCAGCGCAACUUUGCUGUCCGACCACUGCAAGCAUCUGUAGUAUUGCUGGUGGACGACCAUUUGACCCUUUUCGUCAUACCAACUUUGAUCCUGGCUACAGUAUUAAAAGCAAGUCCGAUUUGAACUUUGAACCUUCAAUUCGUUAUUACUACGAUUCCGAACAGAAGCAAUGCAUGCCUUUUACUUAUAAAGGCAUUUUGGGGAAUUUCAACAAUUUUAAAUCGUCAUCUGACUGUGAAUCAUUCUGCGCUAAACUUCAGUGCCCAGUAGGUACAGCUCUAAAACUUGCAGAGACUGAUCAGCGGUGCACUGAUGAUAGUGACUGCCCGAAGAGUCAUGCCUGUUAUGUUAAUAAGCAUGUUUGCUGUCCAAGCCCACAAACAAUGUGCUCUCAGCCAUUGCUACUUGGUGACUGUAAACAGCACAUUCAACGAUACUGGUAUAAUGCGAAGACAGGAAGGUGCGAACUGUUUAAAUAUUCAGGGUGUCAUGGUAAUGAUAAUAACUUUGAAACGCUGGUGGAAUGUCAGAAGACGUGUAGAAAUGUUACACCCGCACCACGGUGUCCACAAGGAGAUGCUGCUCGAGAUGUUCGGGGCUAUUACCAUAUUUGCUCUUCCUUUGAUGCAAUAAAUAAUUGUCCAGACCACUAUGAAUGCUACUUUGACGGUGACAUAUGGGGUUGUUGUCCAAAUAAACAAUACACCUGUUCACUCUCGUCUGAUAAAGGUGUCACAUGUGAUGUUGCACCAGCCUACCGCUUUUUUUACAAUACUCAAACUCAUGAUUGCGAAGCUUUCCAAUACAACGGUUGUGAUGGAAAUUCCAAUAACUUUGCUUCUCGUCAAGACUGUGAGAGGUAUUGUGGUGUUGCUCAUUGUCCAUUUGGUGGUACUCCAAGAAAAGAUGAUACAGAUCAACUAGUGAAUUGCUCAUCUGUGGUGCCCUGUCCGAAUAGCUAUGAAUGCACUUCAAUCAUUCUAGAAAAUAAUGUUGUGAACCGAUGCUGUCCCACAAGAGCUCUAAUUUGUUCAUUGCCUCCUCAGCAAGGUGAUGUUUGCGCUGGCAAAUUACCUGUCUCGCAUUACUAUUUUGAUGCCGUUCUCAAGAACUGUGUUAAAUUCACUUUCAAUGGUUGCAACGGUAAUCUAAAUAAUUUUGCCACUUUGGAACAAUGCGUUAACAUUUGCAUAUUAUCCGCUUGUUCUUCUGGUCAUGUUGUUCACGUGAAUUCAACUUCACAUAUGCCAGCAGAAUGCAAAAUCGGACUCAGCAGUACCUGUCCUGAUGGUUUCGAAUGCAUUUCUGAUCCAUUUUCUGAUAGAAGCAUAUGUUGUGGAGCAAAAGAUACGGGAACAAAAUACCUACAUGCAGUGGACUUUAAUUUUCCUAAAUGUCCGUCAUUCAAAAAUAACUUGCAUGACAUUUCUAUUAUGAACUUUAACCUUGUGAUAAAAUACCUGUAUGCAUCUGCUAUAGAAGUGUGUCCAAAAAGUGCAGUAGUUUACAAGGAACCAUCGACUGGGUCAGCAGUUCGUUGCGCGAUAAGUAAUGGGAACGAGCAAUGUCCUUUAGGAUUUCACUGCAAAUCACAAGUUCGAGGAGCUUUGCAAGGCUACUGUUGUUCUUCAAAUAACAUUUGUCCAAAUAAUUCAGAAGUUUACAUCGAAAAAAGUAGUCACUUGCCUCGUACCUGCACGAUCGCAUCAUCUUACUCAUGUCCAGCUGGUUAUGUGUGUGAGAAUUCUGGAACUGGGUCUUCAAGUGGAUACUGCUGCAAAAAUGAGAACAAAACAGUCUUUGAUGGCUGUCCACCAAAUCAACACGUUUUUUCAACGCAAGAUAAUUAUAUAAUGUACUGUGAUAAAUUCGACCCAUUGAACUCAACUUGUCCAUUAGGAUAUUCUUGUCAGUGGUCUGUGUAUAAACAACGCUAUCAGUGCUGCGGCACAAAAUUGAUGUCAGCAUCAAAAUUAUCGUCGUUCGGUUGUCCCGGAAAUCAAGUGGCAUAUCGAAAUCCAAUUACAGAUAGUUUACAAGUUUGCACGGUAUCAGCUGACGAUUGUCCAAUCGGAUUUUCUUGCCAGUUUUCUGCAACAAAUGGGCAGUUUCAAUGCUGUGGCAUUGGCGCUGAUUGCCCACGUGAUCAAGUUGCAUUCGUUGAAAGAAAUGGUACAGGCAAGAGUUGCAUACCUGAUCGUAUGACUUGUCCCAAUGGAUACAAAUGUGAGAAAACAUCUAGCGGCUCAUAUUUGUGUUGUACAAAUGGAUCAAGCAUAGGUACACAAAUAUUAACAAAAAUUUCAAGAGUUUGCUGCAGUAUCUAUAGUAUUUUGUAUAUUAUUGUUACAGUAUGCAAAGCAAAUCAAGUCCUUAUCGGUGGGUUCUGCAUGAACAGAAUUAAUAUUGGAUCGUUGUGUAAUAAUUCUAAACAAUGCUUGGGUGGAUCCAAUUGCAUCAAUGGUAAAUGUAAAUGUCCGGAUGGAAUGAGCAGCGGGACCGGUCUAUGCAAAUUAGCUAAGAAAUCAAGCAUUGCUGUAAAAUGUCCAAUCACAGGUCAGGCCCCGUACUAUGAAAAAGGAUCUAAAAAGAUUCGUUACUGCUCUUCGUUGGCAAAAAACUGCCCUAGAGGUUACAACUGUCAGUAUAGCCGCAGUAUUGAACGAAAUAUCUGCUGCGGACGUUCAGCAACUUUAAACAAAGUUAGGUCAACAAAUAUUCCGAAAAGAGCAGUAGCGUCUACUGAUGUGUGUAAUUAUGGUACUCCAUAUAUCUUGGAAGGGUUAGCCCAGACUUGUACUGUCAAGCCUUGCCCAAUCGGCUUUCAUUGUAUAUUUUCCAAAAAGACUCAAAAUUACUAUUGCUGCACUGUGAAUAUUAGAAAAGGUAUGGGUAAUGAUGGUUGCCCAUUCGGGAAAACUUUAUUGUUCCCAGCCACUGGAACUCCAGUACAAUGUAAUAUUAACAAACUGGAAUCUUGUCCCCUUGGCUAUCGUUGUGUAAGGAGUACUAGAAAUACUGGGUAUCAAUGUUGUACCAUUUCCCAACACUUCCAGGACGAUAUAAGCAAUUUGACAGCAUCGAAACAUGCAUUUCUUAAUGGUCAGCCAUGUAAAAAUGACCAAGUUCAAGUGAAGACGUACAUCAGUGGUAGACAAGUGCAUAGUUGCGAGGUUCGCUGUCCUGACGACCAAAUAGCUGUUGACAAAAUUUGUGAGCACUCUAUUUAA
Molecule: messenger RNA, 4512 nt
Organism: Thelazia callipaeda (thelaziosis nematode)
Lineage: Eukaryota; Metazoa; Nematoda; Chromadorea; Rhabditida; Thelaziidae
Source: the annotation of a GenBank genome assembly